This is a messenger RNA of Anopheles coustani, 2694 nucleotides long. It is a transcript of the gene RNaseZ, whose product is annotated as ribonuclease Z, mitochondrial. The coding region runs from base 55 to 2535 and encodes 826 amino acids. Gene Ontology annotation, biological process: mitochondrial tRNA 3'-end processing. Lineage: Eukaryota; Metazoa; Arthropoda; Insecta; Diptera; Culicidae. Gene Ontology annotation, molecular function: 3'-tRNA processing endoribonuclease activity. The transcript has 6 exons. Gene Ontology annotation, cellular component: mitochondrion. The record is from RefSeq and is a predicted model, not a curated record.
AAACACGUUGAUUUCGGUUUAGUCAUUCAAGCAGAAAAGUGAUUUCCUUAAUCUAUGUAUAAAUCCCGUUAUUUAGCGUACUCGAAUGUAGUUAGUUUUUUGCAAUCAACGAGGUGGAACUCUACUAACAAAAAAUUAUACAAACUGCUAAGCAAAAUGCCCCUGGACCCCAAACACAUCGCCGAAGCACAGAAACAACGGCUGAAGCUGAAGCAAAAAGUGUCCAAAGUUUCGCCGGGAAUCGUUAACCUGCAGGUGCUUGGAUGCGGAGCACCCGGAACCCCGGCAUCGGUGUAUCUGUUCACCGAUCAGACACGCUAUCUGUUCAACUGUGGCGAAGGUACGCAAAGGUUAGCGUACGAGCACAAGACAAAACUGUCCUGUUUGGAGAAUAUUUUUAUGACCCGCACCAGCUGGGAGCGCAUCGGUGGACUGCCGGGAAUCUGUUUGACCAUGCAGGACGUCGGAGUGCCAGCAGUAUCGUUGCAUGGACCGCCCGGUUUGGAGGAGCUGUUCAAAGCGAUGCGCCGGUUCGUGAUAUUGAAGGAUAUGAAAGUGGAUGCUUCGGAGUACAGCACGGGAUAUGUGUACGAGGACCACGUAAUGACUGUACGGUACAUUAGCAUCAAACGGGAUACUGCCAACAUUGAGGCAAACACUACCGAAGCACAGGAGGAAGAAGAAGCAUUGGUAGAUGAGACAGAUUAUUACGCAUACGAGAGGAAAAAAGAUUACACCAAACAGGAAGCUUCCUCGACCACCGGUGGACAAAACUGGACCAGGCGAGAAGAGCAAUCGGUUAUGGCGUACAUAUGCAAGCUAAAACCACGACUCGGACAGCUAUCGUUGGAAAAAUGCGUAGACUUUGGCGUUCCAGCGGGCCCACUGCUGGGACAGCUUAAAAACGGCAACGAUAUUACGCUACCCGAUGGGCGCAUCGUGAAAUCGAGUGACGUACGAGCCCCGGACGAUCCAGGUCCGGUGUUCAUCUUUCUUGACAUUCCUAGCCGGGAGUAUUUUAAAGACUUUCAAGCGAAGGCUGACCUGUUUGCCCCUUACCAACAAGGAGCAACCGAGGCAUCUGAUCAAGCAAUGUUUGUCAUGCACUUCAGCCCCCUGGAAGUGAUGCGCUGUGACGAGUACAGGAAAUUUAACGAUUCUUUCUCGGCCAGCACCAGGCACAUAGCGCUGAACGAGGUGAACGGCUUUUCGGGAUACAUUGCGGCCCAUCGUAUACAGCAUCACUUGAAUCAGCUUGAUGACAAAAUGUUUCCGUUGUUAAGAGAAGAAAAUAAUGAUUAUCAAAAUCCCCCAGCAAGUGAUAGUAAUCUUUUACGUUCAUCUUCCUUGAGUUGUCUGCACAUACGACCUUCGAAGGGAAUUGAUAGAGCACAAGAAGCCCUACUAAACCCAACCGAGUAUCUGAAUGAGUUGGAUCUUUUACCGGAAUUCAAAAGUGCGUUGACCGAUUUGAAACUUGAACUACUUCCGUUCCACGAGCGGCGAUCCGUCACGUUACGAACGGAACAGUUUCCUCGAAUGAUUUUUCUAGGCACGGGAUCGUCGAUACCGAACAAAACUCGUAACGUGAGCGCAAUUUUGAUUUUGACAAAUGCGCAUUCGUCAAUCCUUUUGGAUUGUGGCGAGGGAACUGUUGGUCAGAUAGUGCGAUUUUUCGGCAACACUCAAGCAGAAAGUGUGCUUCGUUCCAUCAAGGCGGUCUACAUUUCUCAUCUUCAUGCCGACCAUCACUUAGGUUUAAUAGGUCUUUUGCAAGUACGUAGAAAGCUGUUUGGAGAUGAUUGCGAAAAAGUGAUGCUUUUUGCACCGGAACAAAUCUCCUACUGGCUACGGUUGUACGAUUGUAGAUUCGAGACUAUCCAAAGGGGUUAUGAUCUCGUUAAAAAUGCCGAUCUUUUGGAAAGUCCCUUGAACGAUGAACGACUGCUGGAAAUGGGUAUCAAGGAAGUAGCCACCUGUCGCGUCCGCCACUGUCCGCAUUCGUUCGGGUUAGCCUUGAAAAUGGUGUCCCUUGGCACUCACCGCGACACAGGAAUCGAGGGGGAUGUAAAAAUCACCUACAGCGGUGAUACGAUGCCUUGCGAAAGCCUUAUUCAGCUGGGCCGAGACUCGACGGUGCUCAUCCACGAGGCAACUAUGGAGGACGAGCUGGCCGCGGAGGCGCGCCUCAAGAUGCACAGCACCCUCUCACAGGCCAUCGAGCAGGGAAGGAAAAUGAACGCGAGGUACACAUUGUUGACGCACUUUAGCCAACGGUACGCGAAAAUUCCGCGCCUUCAACCAGAACAGCACCAGUCGGGGUUGGGCACGGAUCUGGGAAUUGCUUUCGACAACAUGGAGGUAACACUGGACGAUUUGCCCGCGUUGUGCAAGUUCUAUCCCGCACUGAAGGCUAUGUUUAUCAGUCACUUUGAGGAGAUGGAGCAGAAAGCUAUUAAACGUGGCAACAAAAAAAUGCGCCUGGAAGUCAGUAAAAAUGAUGCUGCGUAUAAAGCGUGUUCACCGACGAGGUGAUGCCGUGUAUCGGAUCGAUAACGAAUAAAAGGAACCAUUUGUUAGCAUGAAGCAUUCAAAAUGUCAUCAAAGCGUCAUCAUUGAACAGCCAGUUCUGUAACCAAUGUUUUAUUUCCCAAGAAUGUUCGAUUUAUUACUCACGUAGCUCAAUGUAUAUUU